AGACUCCAGCGCAUUGAGAUCAACGUAUUUUGUACAGAGGGGAGGAAAGCUUGUUUUCAGACAAACUCGCUUGUAGCUCGUUUACUACAUCAUUACGAGUAAAAAGAGGCAUAAUUCGUGUACCAAAAACGUUUUGCUCGCGAGUUAUUGAUCCGGAAAAGUCGAAUCUGUGAAUAUCUUGCCAGUUUUACCGAACUCCUUUGGGCUUGUUUUUGAAGCUCCAGUUGCUUAUUUGUCUCGCGAGAGUUGGCAACUGUGAUAGUGGACCUAGUUUGGACGUCGAAUAGAUGUUCAGAAAUGUUCAUGGACCGACGGACCUAAUUUAGACAUGAUCUGCACAUCUAUCCGUCGUCCAAUGUUUAGUGGGCUGAUUGAUUAGUUUUAUUGUUAUUUAUACAUUUCACGUUUUUAAUAAUAUGUUCAGAGUUCAUUUGAGUUAAUAAUACUCCGCCUCUGAGUAACUCCCACCCUUUACGUCAAUUCAGAAGUGAAAGUAAAAUUCAAAUUGAUCGUUUUGGGCGAAUUUUCACGCACCAUCUGUUACUGCAAUCACUUAUAGUUGAAAGACAUGAUCGGUUUGUUUGAAUUCGCCCAUUUGAAGAUGCACCUGCCGAACUGUGUUUUGAUGUCACUAUUAUUGAUGAUCGCUAAUGGGUUGACUGUACUUGGCCCCUCUGGUCCUCUGGUUGCUCCUCUGGGAUCUUCAGUGGUUUUGCCCUGUUCUGUUGAUGAACUUUUAUCAGUGGAGGGUCUGGAGGUGGAAUGGAGAAGAACAGACUCUGAGACUUUAGUUCAUCUGUAUCAGGACGGUGAGAGUCAAACAGAAUCCCAGCAGCAGGAUUAUCAGGAUAGAGCUCAUUUCUUCACUGAUCAGAUUCAACAUGGAAACUUCUCCCUCCGGCUGGACAAUCUGAGAGCUGAAGAUGAAGGACAGUAUAAAUGCAAAGUUUACAUUCAGCAAGAGUCUGGUGAGACUGUGGUUCAGAUAAAAGUUAAUGCUGAGCGUUUGACAGUAUCAGGAUCGAGUCGCUCAAUAUCUGCGUCUGUGGGUGAAGAUGUCACUCUGAGCUGCUCUGUAGACUCUCACAUCCCACCUGAAGACUUUGAAGAGGUUUCAUGGAAGAAAACAGAUGAAGAUAUUCAGGUUCUGCUCUACCAAGACAAUGAGGCACAUUCAUCAAAUGAGCGAUAUACAGACAGAGUUGAGUUCUUCCCUGCUGAAAUCCCCAAAGGAAACUUCUCUCUAAGACUGAAGAGCGUCAGAACUGAGGAUCAAGGAGUUUACAUGUGUCUAGUGUUUGCUGGAGGACUUUCAGCCAAUGCAACUUCAGUACUUGAGCAACUAGGUUUCUCUGUUUCACACACAAUGGUGUUGAUUCUCUGUAUUGCUGCAUCUGGAUCGGCAAUUCUGCUCUGCUGUCUGAUCUACUGCAGAUCCAAAUUUUUCACAGACCCCAUUGCAACCAAACGUUUUAGGACUAUUGGGGUUCUUCAUGCAUUUCUUCCAAAUAUUAUGAUGUUUAUGGCUUUUGUUCUCUGGGGUCUUACAGAAGGAUUUCUGUACGAGACAGUCUCUUGCUGUGCUCUGUAUAUCCAGAGACCUCUGAUGUUGAUUUAUGUAGCACCAUAUUUAGAGCACAUGCCAGAUUUAGCACUUCAGUCUGAAUAUUUCCUCGUAACAGUGGUUUAUUCUUCAGUUCUUUUUAGCCAUGCCUGGGAAAAAAUGGUGCAUUAUGGAGACUUUGAUAAAUUCAUGAUAAUCAGUACAUUUGGAGUCUUCACUUUGCUCUGUGUCAUCUACAUCCUUUACUUAUUGACUGGAAAGAAGAAGCCAUGCCAUGGACCGAUAUCAGAAUGUGCAUGGGGUAUAUUGACAUCUGUAGCUGCAUUCAUCUUUUUUAUUCUGCCUUCAUUACACGUCACCGUCCUGUAUAUUGCUUUUGGAGCUGCCAGAGGAGGUUUUUUUGUUGCCAUAAUGUUCCCAAUAAUCUUUUUUAUGUCAUUUUUCUGUUUGACUGGCCUGAACGAGAGGAAAUGCUGUUCAGUUUUUCUCCGUAAAACUACAUGGAUAUCCUUCACGUUUAUGAUGAUGGUAGUAGUUAUUUGUUUCUGCAUCAGAACGAUGAAAAAUGAAAAAGAUGUUGCUGCAGGAUGGAUCUGCACGACUGUAUUUCAGCAAGUGCUGUGGAUGAUUGCAGUUUAUAAUGCUAGUAAUGAAGAGCUAGAUCUAACCCUCACCUUUAAAAUGAUUUUGUAUGCGUUGGGAUCCACUGGUGUUGUUUUGCUGAAUGUUGUUGCACUGAUGACAGAAAUUAUACUAAAAACAGUUAAUGCUGAGCGUGCAGUUGGCGAUCUAAGAGUUGUUGUGUUCUCCUCUGAAAGCAUCUUUACUCUUUCUCUGCUGAUUUUGCUAAUGUUUGGACACUGGAUUUCAGACAUGAAAACUCCACGGUGUUAUCAGAACCAGAAUACAGCAGCAUCUGAUGAAACUCCAGCCAAUGGAUCAAACCAAGAUCAAAAUGCAAUGGAAUCACAUGAACUGAAUCUUAUACCCAAUCAAGAGGCUAGUGUGAGUGACACCACAAAAACUAAGACAUAUUCAGUGGAAUCACAAACAUUCAAUAAGGGAGAAAGACUCAACUUGAUCCCAAUUUGUAUGAAAUAAAUGUUGAGCUAGCUUGAAAAAAUAAGUCAACCUAUAACUCACCUGUUACACCACAUUACUCAAAAGGGAUGUAACAAAAAUGGGGACACAUGAGAAAGACAGAAUUGCAUGCAAAAAUUAUUAACAAAAUUAAUAAUUAACUAUACUGAAUUUUUUAUAUAUAUAUUAUUAUAUAUAUAUAUAUGUUAUUUCAUAUCAAGCGUAUGGUUUUCAAACAUAACUAUAGGAACAAUAUUUCCCUGUUAAAACUAGAGGCAAACAUUAUAAACUCAUAGUCAGGGGUGCAACUAUCCAGUGUUAGAGGGGUAUGCAGCAAAAAAAAAAAAAAAAAAAAAAAAAAAAAAAAAAAAAUUGCCCCCCCCCCCACUUCUGAAUAAAUAAGUGUGCCGGACAUCAUCAUUUAUGUGCUUGAAAUAAUAAAUGUUUAUAAUAAAGUAUAUCAGAUAGCCACUGUAAGACUACCAUAAUUAUUUUGUCUAUAUGUACACACACACACUGGAAGUGAUGCAAUAUUGACAGAUUUCAGCAUUAUGAGUCAAUAACAAGAUCAUCUGUUGCACCAAAAUCAACCGCUUACUUUCAGAA
Carassius gibelio (silver crucian carp) is the source of this 3250-nucleotide messenger RNA. RefSeq lists its product as uncharacterized. The transcript has 16 exons. Gene Ontology annotation, biological process: negative regulation of T cell proliferation; cell surface receptor signaling pathway; cellular response to lipopolysaccharide. The coding region runs from base 569 to 2665 and encodes 698 amino acids. NCBI's taxonomy places the organism in Eukaryota, Metazoa, Chordata, Actinopteri, Cypriniformes, Cyprinidae. The record is from RefSeq and is a predicted model, not a curated record. Gene Ontology annotation, cellular component: external side of plasma membrane.